Messenger RNA from Wasmannia auropunctata (little fire ant), 2073 nucleotides. RefSeq names its product serine protease 48-like. The record is from RefSeq and is a predicted model, not a curated record. The transcript has 10 exons. Gene Ontology annotation, molecular function: serine-type endopeptidase activity. NCBI's taxonomy places the organism in Eukaryota, Metazoa, Arthropoda, Insecta, Hymenoptera, Formicidae. The coding region runs from base 37 to 1536 and encodes 499 amino acids. Gene Ontology annotation, biological process: proteolysis.
UCGCCAUUCGUCUGUGCACAGUAUAUUUCAGUAAUCAUGUACGCGGCAAUUAAUUUCUUUUUUAUCGCUUUGGUAUUUACAGUUCACGGUUUGCCGACGUCGCAUAUCAUCGGCGGCACAGACGCACCGCUCGGAAAAUAUCCACAUCAUGUUGCCUUGAAAUAUGAGGGCAGCUUUCGUUGCGGAGGAUCAAUUAUUAACAAACGUUACAUUCUCACUGCAGCUCAUUGCGUAAAUUUUGUCACCGAUGCCAAGAAACUCAAAGUACACGCUGGUACGAUCUAUUUAAACGAGACAGGUGAUGUUUAUCAAGCGGAGAGUGUGACGUGGCACACUGGUUUCGACGAUUUCAGACUUAAUUACGAUGUUGGUCUCAUUCGAUUAAACAAGGACAUUGUGUUCACCAAUGUGGUAAAGCCCAUUCGGCUUGCACAGAAAGAUAUCGCUGUCACAGAUCUUCCUUGCGUUGUGUCUGGUUGGGGCACCACUUCACUCGGCGGACCUACACCCAACACUUUACAAGAAAUCGUUCUGAAAGUUUACUCCCCCGAGAAAUGCAAGCUUUCGUCAUGGAGAGUAACCGAUAAUCACGUCUGCACUCUUACAAAAACCGGCGAGGGAGUGUGCCAUGGUGAUUCAGGUAGCGCUCUCAUAGCCAUGGACGUGCAGAUUGGAAUCGCAUCUUUUGUGACUCCAUGCGCUCUAGGAGAACCUGACAAAUUUGUUAAGGUAUCCGCAUAUCAAGAUUGGAUCAAAGAGCAUAUGGUUGAUAUCGAAUUCAAUAUGCACGCGUUCUUUGCUUUGGUAGUCGCUUGCUUAGCGGUAGCCGCUCACGGCUUUCCAAACACUCAGAUUGUUGGUGGAAAGGAUGCUCCACCCGACAAGUUUCCAUAUCAAGUAUCUCUGAGAAGAUACGGAAGUCAUUCCUGCGGCGGAUCUAUUCUAAGUCGGAAUAUGAUUCUCACUGCCGCUCAUUGUAUAGUGGGCUACGAAUCAGGUCCAUCUCUGGAAGCGCUAACUAUCCACGCCGGCACAAAUCUGUUAAGCGAGCUUGGUACCGUCUACAAAGCUAAAAAAGUCAUCGUUCACGAGGGUUUUGAUCCUUUUGCAUUAGUCAAUGACAUCGGUUUAAUUAUUCUGAAAAAUCCUAUUCAAUUCAACAAAAAUAUACAGCCCAUAACACUUGCAAUUCCCGAAUUUCCGUUUACUCCAGCUGGCAAACCCUGCACUUUAUCUGGAUGGGGAAGAACUUCGCUUGGUGGUAAAGUUCCUGACAAAUUACAAGAGAUCGAGUUGGUUGUUUAUGAUCAAAAUAAAUGCAAACAAGAACACUGGAGGGUACAGUCUACUCACAUUUGUACAUUAACAAAAGCAGGCGAAGGCGCGUGUCACGGUGAUUCCGGUGGUCCUCUUGUUGCUGAAGGUGUUCAGAUCGGCAUUGUCUCAUUCGGUCAACCAUGCGCUCGUGGAUCGCCCGAUGUAUUCAGUAGGGUAGCCUCUUUCCAGGAUUGGAUCCAAAAACAUGCGGUUUAUUGAAAACAUAUCGUUGAAUAAUAGGAUAAAACGAAAUAUAUUUUAUACGCACGCAUUAUUAUUUAAAUGUAUUAAUAUUCUUUGAUACUUAUCCCAUAAACAUUACAUAGAGAUUCUGUCAUAAAACGUUUAACAAGUUUAAUAUAAUGUAAGAUAAAUAAUGACUAUAAUUGUGUGUGCGUAUAAGAGAGAAUUUAAAAUAAUUUUCUGAUAAUUACUAUGUGUAUAAAUCAUUAUUUUUAUCUACAUGUCUCGCCUAAAAAUAUCUUUGUUUAAAUGCUAUGAUUAUUUAAAUAACACAUUGUUUAAAUAAACGUUAUUGAACACUUUAAUUAUCAAACAGAUUUCAAUAUAAACUCUGAGAAUCCCAAAGUCCAAAAAUGCCCAAAUGUUUAUAAAAUAUGCAAAAUUAGAUUAGAAAAUAAAUGUGUACGAAAAAAUAUAUAUAUAUAUUAUAUGAUAUAUACGAAACUUUAUUAUGUUUUGAUAUGAUAUAUACGAAACAUAACAAACAAAAUUAAUAAACAUAAUGAAUGCAUA